Molecule: messenger RNA, 873 nt
Organism: Impatiens glandulifera
Lineage: Eukaryota; Viridiplantae; Streptophyta; Magnoliopsida; Ericales; Balsaminaceae
Product: probably inactive leucine-rich repeat receptor-like protein kinase At5g48380
Exons: 1
Coding region: 10-846 (278 amino acids)
Molecular function (GO): protein binding
Source: RefSeq, a predicted model, not a curated record
AUUCGAGCAAUGGUACUAUUGAAGACCGGCAGGCCUGGUAAUGUGAUUAUUUCAGUUCUCUUGAUCAAUUCCACCUUCUUGCUGCUCAAUAACCAGCUUGGAUAUGGAAUUCAGAGUGAUAUAGAUUGUUUGAGAAAUCUGAAAGAUUCAUUGAAAGAUCCCUUAAAAAUCUUAGCCACGUGGAAUUUCCAAAACAAAACUGAAGGAUUCAUAUGCAAGUUUACUGGGAUCGAAUGUUGGCAUGAAAACGAGAACAAGGUCUUAAACAUCCGCCUUUCUGAUAUGGAACUUCAGGGCGAGUUUCCUCGUGCUCUUGCAAAUUGCUCAGCAUUAACCGGCCUAGAUCUCUCCAGCAAUAAUCUUUACGGUCAUAUCCCUUCUGAUAUUUCGACGAUACUUCAGUCUGUCACUAGCCUGGACCUCUCCUACAACAAAUUCAACGGUUCUAUUCCAGUGAAUCUUUCGAAUUGUACCUACCUCAACAAUCUAAACCUCGCUAACAACAGAUUCUCUGGACAGAUUCCUCUACAACUUGGCUCUUUGGGUCGAAUCAAGAGAUUUAGCGUAGCUAAUAAUUUAUUGACCGGUCGGGUCCCAAAUAUGAGCUACGCAACCUCAGAGAGUUACAAGAAUAAUCCAGGGCUUUGUGGUGAUUCUUUACCACGCUGUCGGGCUCCUUCAAAGAAGUUGAAGAUUUUAGAUGAUGAUCACUUCAUUAAUGGAUUUGUUGUUGGAAUUAUUAGUUCAGGAAUAAGCGUGACUGUUGGCAUGUUCUUCUUUAUGAGUAGUAGAAUGGAAAAGAACAAGAAAAAGUAUAGAGACGUCACAUUUUUAUUUCAUUGGUAAUGUAUAACAUUUAUCUAAUAUUCACAA